Molecule: messenger RNA, 1893 nt
Organism: Chrysochloris asiatica (Cape golden mole)
Lineage: Eukaryota; Metazoa; Chordata; Mammalia; Afrosoricida; Chrysochloridae
Gene: HOXB6
Product: homeobox B6
Exons: 3
Coding region: 615-1289 (224 amino acids)
Biological process (GO): anterior/posterior pattern specification; regulation of transcription by RNA polymerase II
Cellular component (GO): nucleus
Molecular function (GO): RNA polymerase II cis-regulatory region sequence-specific DNA binding; DNA-binding transcription factor activity, RNA polymerase II-specific
Source: RefSeq, a predicted model, not a curated record
UAAUGCAGCAUUCUUUUGGACACCACACCUAGGUCGGAGCACUGUCGUCCUUCAGGGCUCCAACCUCUUGAUAUUUUUAUACUUCACUAUCAGCUCAAUAGAGUGAAAGAGAGAGGAGAGAGGGGGGGAGAGGAGACAAGAGAGAGAGAAAGAUAGGGGGGGAAGGAGGGCUGGGAAUUACACAAAAGAGAGAACCAAAAAUAAUUUUAAUUCCUAAAUUAAUUUGCUUGCUGAUCUGGGAUUUUAGUCAACAUGGAGUGUAGAUGGAAAAUCUGCCCAGGACCGCAGACUGAUACCAUUGUUCAACGCCAGAACUUACUGCAUUUUCAUUGCAAAUGUCAGAAAAGCGAAACACCCUCUCUCCCAAGUCAGAGAAGGGGAAGCAACGGCUCUCAGAUUGGGACAAUAUUAUCUGGAAGCUGAAGAAGAAACCGAACGCUCUUUUUUUCUCCCUCCCCACCCUUUCAAUCUGGCGGAAGAAAAAAAAUCUCAAGGUCUGCAAAGCUAAAACCCAAUCUCGGAUAUACUACUAAUAGGCGCGGCGCUCGGACUAUAAAACACAACAAAUCAUAAACCCGGCGGAGCAGCAGCGGCCGCGCGCGCCUCCCCUCCCAAUGAGUUCCUAUUUCGUGAACUCCACCUUCCCAGUCACUCUGGCCAGCGGGCAGGAGUCCUUCCUGGGCCAGCUACCGCUCUACUCGUCCGGGUAUGCAGACCCGCUGAGGCACUACCCCGCGCCCUACGGUCCCGGGCCGGGCCAGGACAAGGGCUUUGCCGCUUCCUCUUAUUACCCGCCGGCCGGCGGCGGCUAUGGCCGCGCGGCACCCUGCGACUACGGGCCGGCGCCGGCCUUCUACCGAGAGAAGGAGUCGGCCUGCGCGCUCUCUGGCGCGGAUGAGCCGCCUCCGUUCCACCCCGAGCCCCGGAAGUCGGACUGUGCGCAGGACAAGAGCGUGUUUGGAGAGACAGAGGAGCAGAAGUGCUCCACACCGGUCUACCCGUGGAUGCAGCGGAUGAAUUCGUGCAACAGUUCUUCUUUUGGGCCUAGCGGCCGGCGAGGCCGCCAGACCUACACACGCUACCAAACGCUGGAGCUAGAGAAGGAGUUUCACUACAAUCGCUACCUGACGCGGCGGCGACGCAUCGAGAUCGCGCACGCCCUGUGCCUGACCGAGAGGCAGAUCAAGAUCUGGUUCCAGAACCGGCGCAUGAAGUGGAAAAAGGAGAGCAAACUGCUCAGUGCGUCUCAGCUCAGCGCAGAGGAGGAGGAAGAAAAGCCCGCCGAGUGAAGGCCUUGGAAAGGGAGGGGGACGCAAAGGGAGAGGCCUGCAGGGAACCAGGGGUGUUGGAGAGUCCGGAGGAAGCUCUGCUGGCAGGGGGGCCCGGGGACUGGCUCCCCCGCGCCGCCCCCGGUGGGCCCGGAGCUCUCCGGACGCCCCCGCCCGCAGAGUUCUCAUCCCGGAGCCCGCCCCCGCGCCCCCUCCCUCCCCGGGGAGCCAGCCUCGGCCGGAUCAGGUGCCCCGCGAGAACUGAGGACCUGACUCACUUGAUGUUUCCUGGAAGCAGAGCAAAAUGCUCUUGUCCGUGUCGCGCCUCCUCAUGUCGUCUAUGUCCCGGUGCACGGUUCAAUUGUAGAUUCGCUGUCCCCUCAUGGGGCCUCGAAAACUCGCUGACCCCAGACCUGUCGUCUCUGCCCCCCCUCCCCAAAGCCACUGGAAGGAGCACACACUACCUAGAAGUAAGAAGAGGAGCCUCAGAAGAAAACAAAGUUCUAUUUUAUUAAUUUUCUAUGUGUUGUGUUUGUAGUCUUGUCUUAGCUCUGGACGUGAAAUACUUCGGUAAUAAUAUUAAUAUUAUUAAUAAUGAUGAUAAUAAUAAAGACGUGAAAACUCG